Molecule: messenger RNA, 2481 nt
Organism: Varroa destructor (honeybee mite)
Lineage: Eukaryota; Metazoa; Arthropoda; Arachnida; Mesostigmata; Varroidae
Cellular component (GO): chitin-based extracellular matrix
Molecular function (GO): structural constituent of chitin-based larval cuticle
Source: RefSeq, a predicted model, not a curated record
UGUUACUGUAAAGACUGGUUACUAGAUAAAAUUUAUGCACAUGAACUGAUAAGAUUGUCUUUAUAAUCCUUUGUGCUCAUUGUCGUGUCAGUAGAGCCUGUGUCAUAUGUCAAGUGGAAAAAGUUGCGUGCGAGCGCCUUCGUUAAAAGUUUCGUUUUGUAGCAGAGUAGAAUGCAAACCAGAUGUAAGCUUGGUUAAAUAAAUUUAGGGACUCCUGUUCCAUGGCUACCAUCCAAUCACACCGUUCAAUCAGCUACUCUAAAGGAGCACGUUCCACUAGACUGACCCUUUCUGCUGACCCUCUCCUGACCCUGUUGUCGCCGCUGCUGGAGGAGCAUCGUCAGAAGAAAUGGACCGCCCCUAAACGCUGGAAAACAAUAAAAGAACCUGAACUGAUUCAUUGGGGUCAUUUCAGACUGGACCGUUACUGACCAGCGGGCUACUUAUUUGUGUCCUUUUUUUUGUCUUUCGUUCAUCUGUGUGCUCUUAUGUUUGUCUGAAACCCUUAGUUUAGUCACUUGCGGCGUAUCGCACCCAGAUUAUUUUAUGUAAACUAUUUCAGAUUUCUAAUACUUAGGUCAGCCGUAAUUUGAAAAGAGAAUCCUAGAGUUUACUAACAUAUCUCUCCUUUCAAUCACGUAUCGUUUGUUUCAAAUAUUCCUAAUUACGUUAGAUAGAUCCUUUCGUCCAUUUUGUGAAUUCGUUGUACGCUUUCUGGCAGUCAAUUGGCUGACCACUUGGUCAAAUCGAACGACAAUGAUACGACCUUGUUUGACACUCGCGGCGGUCUGCAUCGUUUCUAUUGCAUCUUCGACUCUGGCCGGCCAUACUCAUCGGGACUCAGGGGACAAAAGUUGGAGUGAUUCAAUAAUUGGCAGAUACGCGUUUCAGAACUGGAACGACCCGUUUUUAGCGUAUGACAAUACACGACACGAUUCAAUUGGCGCAGGGCAAUGGAGGCCCACAUCGACGAUAGAACAGGACAAAAAAAGGCUUCCCGGUUGGAGUCGAAGAUUUGACGGGGGACGCGACAACUAUCAGGUAUCGCACGGUAGAGACCAUGGGUACGAUUCAGGACAUCAUUCAAUUAGUCAGGAUGGAUGGAAACCAUACAGGUUCGCGUACUCCAGCCAAAGUCACGACGGAAGUUCAGAUCGCGAGGAAAAGACCGACGGACGUGGUCGAGUGAUCGGGUGGUAUAAACUCACAACUGCAGAUGGCCGCAAGCGAAAGGUCACAUACGUUGCCGAUGAAAACGGAUUUCGCGCCAAAGUCGAAACAAACGAACAGGGAACAGCCAACGAAAAUCCUGCUAAUGUACAUCUGCGUUCGCAUGCCCCAAAGGUAAUAUACCCUGUACCAGCCCCCAAAAACCACAACAGUUGGGAUAAUAUUCAGGUCAACCAAGAUUGGUUCCCGUCGUCUGGUACGACCGAAUCGGCACAAGAAAGCUGGACCGGCAUCGCGCGAAGAUCAUCUAAAUUAGGUUACGAUCAACCACAGCAAGGCGAGGAAUGGAAUCAACAGAUGACCGUCGCGAAAAGUGAUGCUAGCUAUGGAGGAGUUAGGAUCAGGAAACAGCGGCACCAGGACAUCGCAGAUGACACUUCAAAAAGCCGAACGGGUUAUCAAGGAUGGAGCAUCAGCAGAAAUGGACCCAAUGGGGGGAGCUGGUCCGCACGUCACCCGUCCCUAGUGAAGAGCUCUGUUCAUUGGAAUUCCAACAGCAAUAAGCUAUCGUCAAAUGGAGCUUAUUCCGAUAGUUCCAGCUGGUUGCCUAAUAACGCCCCGAAUUCGAGUAGUGCCAGCGUUGAAUGGACUGAUGAUCAUGGAGCUGACAACUGGUAACGCAGACAUAUAACGUACACAUAUACGAUUAGCACCGUCGUCAUAAUAAAGCAAGCGCGAUUACAUAGUGGCACCAGGCAUCAUAUGAAUCUGAUGAUGAAGCCGGAGAUGUCACAUUUGAAGGCUCCGUUUUACCUUAAGUAUUUAGUCCUAUGUACUAUGUAGUCCCCGUGCAUCAUAAAAAGCCAUAUGUAUAUAUAUAUAUAUAUAUAUAUAUAUAUAUAUAUAUAUAUACACAUACAGACAUUCCAAGUUUGGAUAGGAAUACGUAGCCUUAUUCUCAGAGAUCCAGAUAUUUUGCGAAGACAUUGAAAAUAUGCAAUUUUGGCCGUUAACGUGACUGGACCAUAUUUAAGUGCUAUUUCAUGUAAAAGAACACCGCUUGCAUUUCAAUAAAUAUUUCUUUUCAUAAUUUCCUUCCCUAUUAAAGUUAGCAAUAUCAUUGCUUUUCAGACCUAACUUUGAGAAAAAUAUGGCCGCAAACUGAAAUGUUAUUCAGUCUGUGGCAGUAGUUAAAUAACCGUUACUUCUUCACUACAAACAUUAUCAUUUAAUCACUAAGACCGAUAAACACUGACAAGAUAAUUUUCCCCUACGUUUCCCAUCCUAUAAAGAUGGACUAAAAAUCAAACU